AUGAAAACUCACAAGCAAGUUGAGAAGCAUUUUUAAAAGAAAAAAGCUGAUCCAAUAAUUCAGUCUCAGCACAAGUUUAAAAGUAGAAGUUAACUUAUUAUGGAAGAGUUCUAGCAGCCAGAGCUACCAGAUGAAAAGAUUUACAUGAUUGACAAAGUAGUUAGAAUGAGAGGCAAGCAGGGAAGGUUUGGUGUUGAUCACUCCGAGAUCCUUAACUUUGAGUUUGAAAUGGCAAAUAAAUACAGGAGUGAUCACAUGAAUCGCUUGGUUUACAAAUCUGAAAAUUACCCUACGCUUUAAAAUGACCCUUUCUACACUGGUGAAGCAGGUGUGGAUAAGGAAAAUCGUGGUCUUUCAUCAAUGAUUCUCUUCUAAAGACUAAGUAAAAAAGAACUUGAUGAUCUAGAUGGCAAAUAAGAUUAGCAAGAUAAUGAUUCCAAGUCUUAGUUUGAUAGAAUGAGCAAGACCAGCAAACCUGCAACUAACAGAUCAAUGACUAAUCUCAAAGAUCCAAAGUCAAUGACAUUCAACGAAUGGGUAAAGAGAAAAGAUGCUGAAAAAAGAAUGAAGCAGAGACUCAUUAAUGAUGUAAAACAAGAAAUUAGACAAGAAUUAUAUGAGAUAGCUUAACACGAACAAGUUGAGCAGGAAAUGAAAGUCAAAUAUAUGGAGGAUUGGCUAAUGCAAAAGAAACUAAGCGAAGCCUAAAAAAUUGCUUAACUUAUGGACCUCUAAGAGAGAGAAUCAAUACAGAAGUAAAUGAGAGAUAAAUCAAACUAUAAAUCCUACAAGGAAUGGCUUAAGAAGAAUAUGCUCAAAGAAAAGCAGCAAAAAUACAAGCUCAUAUAAAAGAGAUAAGAGCUAAUGGAUAAUGAAAGAGAAGAACAUAUGCGAAGAAGCAUUGAGGCUUAGAUAGAAUACAAAUAAUGGCAAAAUGAAAAGACUAAUUAGGAUAGAGAUGCUAUGAGAGAAUAGAGAAGAUAGGAAGAGAUGGAACUAGAAAGAAGAAUACAUGAGCAAUAGCAAAAUCUAAGCUAGAGUAAUUAUGGGAAUGGCCAUAAUGAAGAUUCUAAUAUGAGUUCUCAAAUGUACAGUCCUCUAAGAGUCAGACCAAAUAAAAGAUGA
Messenger RNA from Stylonychia lemnae, 1125 nucleotides. The record is from the annotation of a GenBank genome assembly. Lineage: Eukaryota; Ciliophora; Spirotrichea; Sporadotrichida; Oxytrichidae.